AUGGGUUUUCUGUUGCUUGUGUCCCUAGGUUUACUGUCACUUGCGUCCAUUGGUUAUCUGGUUGUUGCUGCCAUUGGUACUCGGUGCAACCCUGUCAUUGGUUCUGUGGCUCUUCCUGCGGUCGGUAUUCGGUCCCUUGCGUCCAUUGGUUAUGUGGCUCCUGCUGUCAUUCAUGUUCGGUCUGUUGUGUCCAUUGGUUGUCUGGCUGCUGCUGUCAUUGAUGUUCAGUCUGUUGUGUCCAUUGGUUGUCUGGCUGCUGCUGCCAUUGAUGUUCGGUCUGUUGUGUCCAUUGGUUGUCUGGCUACUGCUACCAUUGUUGUUCGGUAUGUUGCGUCCAUUGGUUUUCUGGCUCAUGCUGCCAUUGGUUUUCGGUCGCUUGCGUCGGUUCCUCUUCUUUCGCUUUUGUCCCACUCCCUGAUGCCCCAGUACGUUUUUUACUUUUACUUUGGUUAUUUGGAACGAUUUCCUUACACGUCCUUGUAUUAUGAGUUGUGCUAUGGCAUCUACUACACCUUCUUAUUUUUGAUUCCUCACCUUGAGAGGGAAUACGAUUGGUGUUUUUUGGUCUACCGGCUUGACUUAUUUCCAUCACAGGAGGGUUAA
Molecule: messenger RNA, 603 nt
Organism: Lactuca virosa
Lineage: Eukaryota; Viridiplantae; Streptophyta; Magnoliopsida; Asterales; Asteraceae
Source: the annotation of a GenBank genome assembly